This is a messenger RNA of Cariama cristata (Red-legged seriema), 1106 nucleotides long. It is a transcript of the gene UBE2Z, whose product is annotated as ubiquitin-conjugating enzyme E2Z. Gene Ontology annotation, cellular component: nucleus. The record is from RefSeq and is a predicted model, not a curated record. Gene Ontology annotation, biological process: negative regulation of apoptotic process. The transcript is spliced from 6 exons. Gene Ontology annotation, molecular function: cysteine-type endopeptidase inhibitor activity; ubiquitin conjugating enzyme activity. The coding region runs from base 13 to 753 and encodes 246 amino acids. Lineage: Eukaryota; Metazoa; Chordata; Aves; Cariamiformes; Cariamidae.
UUCAGGGAUAUCAUGUCCAUUUACAAGGAACCGCCCCCAGGAAUGUUUGUUGUGCCUGAUCCCCAUGACAUGACCAAGAUUCAUGCAUUGAUCACAGGCCCAUUUGACACGCCUUAUGAAGGGGGUUUCUUCUUGUUCCUGUUUCGCUGUCCUCCAGAUUAUCCCAUCCACCCACCAAGGGUCAAACUGAUGACAACGGGAAAUAACACAGUGAGGUUUAACCCCAACUUCUACCGCAAUGGGAAAGUCUGCCUGAGUAUUCUAGGCACUUGGACCGGGCCUGCAUGGAGCCCAGCACAGAGUAUCUCUUCAGUCCUCAUCUCCAUCCAGUCUCUGAUGACUGAGAACCCUUAUCACAACGAACCUGGCUUUGAGCAGGAGAGGCACCCCGGGGACAGCAAGAACUAUAAUGAGUGCAUUCGGCAUGAGACCAUCCGAGUAGCAGUGUGCGACAUGCUGGAAGGAAAGUGUCCCUGUCCUGAGCCAUUACGGGGCGUAAUGGAAAAAUCCUUCAUGGAAUACUACGACUUCUAUGAAGGGGUGUGUAAAGAGAGACUUUAUCUCCAAGGACAGACAAUGCAGGAUCCUUUUGGUGAAAAACGAGGCCACUUUGACUAUCAGUCCUUAUUAGUGCGUUUGCAAGGAAUUCGGCAGAAGGUGCAAGAGAAACACCAGCAGGAGAAUACAGAAAUAGACUCUGAGAGCAGCUCCUCUGAGACAGAGACAGACACUCAAGGUUGCUCUAAAGCUUAGAGCUGCGUUAACAGUGGAGAGGCCAAGCCGCGGGGAUGUUCUGUCUUCACACUCUAGAGUACCCCUGACAGACUCGACAACCAAACCAAUGCCAGAGCAGAGAAAACUGCGGGAUAUCUUCUGUCUCCUUUUACUGCUCUGGUGGAUAACGCUGAAUGAGAAGAUGUCAUGCUAGACAAAGCCAAGCUUGUGACAGGCUACUCUUAAAAGGUACUUACUAUGCUAGAAAGCCGGAGCAUGUGGCAUCAGGUUAUUUUUUGGAAACACCUACACUGGUUGUUUUUUUUUCUGUUGGUGUUUUUUUUUUUUUUUUUCUUCUCCAUUUGAUUAAAGAAUGAGAUCUACACUGCGAA